CGCAGUGGCGGCUCACUUGACUUCAAUUUUGCGAGUGGAGGCUGGCUUGACCGCAGUGAAUUCCGGGAGUCAACUCGGAACAACCCACUGUAAGAACAAACAGCGUUCAUCUUCAACGCACUGAGUAGGCAAACAAGUGAACUUUCUCAAGACUUUUGGAACAUGCACCGCGUGUGACAGGAGGAACGCCACGCUAUUGAACGUCCAAUGUCUCCUGUUUCUGCAACUUGGCGUAUGUUCACCCUCCUGAUGCCACGUAGCGCAUUCUUGGAGCACCACGAGCAAAUUCUUAGAACGUCUCCUUGGAACUAAGAUGAACCUAAACGACAUGGCUGCGCAGCACGUAUAACGGGAUAGCAAUGGGUUGCUCGACCCUCCUGUUGGCCAGUGCGGUGUCAUCGCUGGGAGGUCUGGUUUUCGGUUACGAACUGGGCAUCAUCUCUGGUGCUUUGCUGCAGCUCAAGGCUGAGUUCGGACUCAGCUGCAUCCAGCAAGAGGCACUGGUCAGCUCCUUGUUAAUCGGAGCUCUGCUAGCCUCCCUGCUGGGAGGAGGCUUGAUCGACCGUUAUGGCUGCAGAAAGUCCAUCCUGCUCAGCAUUGUCUUAAUGCUGACUGGAAGUCUCAUCCUGCUUAUCAGCUCCUACCAAACCCUUUUACUUGGCAGGUUCACAGUGGGCUUUGCCAUGUGCCAGUCCUCUAUGUCCUGCUGCAUCUUCGUAUCAGAGAUGGUCACCCCGGAACGUCGGGGCUUUUUGGUAACGCUGUAUGAAGCUGGCAUUACUGUGGGCAUCCUUCUCGCUUACAUCACGAACUACGUUUUGUUUAAUUUACAAAGUGGGUGGAAGUGGAUGUUCGGCUUGGCUCUCAUACCAACAUUGAUUCAACUUGUGUCCGUAUGGUUCCUUCCGUCGAACACUGAGACGCGAUGUAUUCAUUCUGAAACAGCCCUUAUGGCUGCGAUAGAAACCCAAGACGAAGCUUGCUCAAAUGGCACCCAGGAAGGCAAGAAGGUGCAGUAUAAUAUCAUGUACCUUUUCCAGCGGAAAGACAACAUGAGGACCCGCACCAUCAUCGGGCUGGGACUGGUGCUUUUUCAGCAGUUCACUGGCCAGCCAAAUGUUCUCUUUUAUGCCUCCAUCAUAUUUCACUCUGCAGGAUUUCAGAGCGACAACUCCGCAGUGCUGGCCUCAGUCGGGAUUGGAAUGGUCAAAGUGGUCGCCACUCUUACCUCCAUGGUGUAUUCAGACAAAGUGGGCAGAAGGCCUUUGCUCAUCGGAGGAUGUUGCGUCAUGGCCUUUUGUCUGAUGUCCAUUGCACUGCUCAGUGGACAUUCACUAAACCACGUGGCCAGGCCUUGUAGUUCAGAUGAUUCACUUGGCAACAAGACGAGUCACCUUCAUUUCACGACUGGAAAUGACACACCUCCUUACACAACUCUCCAUGAGAACCACAAGCUCCAAGCCGCUGGUGUACUUAUGGCGGGAAACAAAGCAGAAAAACCUCAGGAACCGGUGAUGGAGGAAGUUUUCAACUGGAUCAUACUUAUCUGCAUGAUGGCAGUUGUCACUGCCUACUCUGUUGGAUUUGGGCCAAUGACCUGGCUCCUCCUCAGUGAGAUAUUUCCCGCUGCUGUAAGAGGAAGAGCCUUCUCAUUCACCAGCUGCUUCAACUGGAUUGCCCACCUCUUGGUUGCUUUCACCUUCCUGGAUGUUUUCAAUGCAAUGGGUUUGUCUGGAACUUUUCUUCUGUAUGGGAUAACCGCAAUGUUGGCUGCAGUUUUCUUCUACUUCAUGCUACCAGAAACCAAAGGCAAGACACUGGAGGAGAUAGACAGGGAACUGCGUUUGAAAAGGUUUCACAAUAAUGUGGCGUGCUGUGAUGUCAUCAGACGAAGAAAUUCCCCUCGAGAAUACCAAAGAGUCUGUCAAUUAAGCAGCUGAAUGUUUGAACAAGGAUCACUUAUCAGCAGGUUUUCACAAUAAACACACAGGGCUGCAUUUUAUUUGA
Messenger RNA from Hippocampus comes (tiger tail seahorse), 2007 nucleotides. It is a transcript of the gene slc2a10, whose product is annotated as solute carrier family 2 member 10. The record is from RefSeq and is a predicted model, not a curated record. Lineage: Eukaryota; Metazoa; Chordata; Actinopteri; Syngnathiformes; Syngnathidae. The transcript is spliced from 6 exons. Gene Ontology annotation, biological process: D-glucose transmembrane transport; circulatory system development. Gene Ontology annotation, cellular component: membrane. The coding region runs from base 360 to 1940 and encodes 526 amino acids. Gene Ontology annotation, molecular function: D-glucose transmembrane transporter activity.